AGGAAAACGUAGGGUUUCUGUUUUCCACCCUCUGCCUCCCUGUUUCUCGCUUUCCCCCUCGGUUCGAGAUGGACGCCACCUUCGAUCCCGAUCUUAUUCACGCCAUCUUCAAGAUGGUCUGGAGCAGAAGAGCCGAGCGGAACGAAGAGAUCGAUGUUGUCGACGUUGAGGUUGGUGCUGGCACAUCCAAGAAAAGUCGACCGACUACAGCUAAUCCGAGUGCUCUAAGGGUAAGCUGUGAACUUCUCCGGUUAUUUGUAACAGAGGCUAUCGAACGCACUGCUAUAAUUGCUGAGGCAGAGGGUAUAAAUAAAAUUGAACCCACCCAUUUGGAGAGGAUUCUUCCACAAUUGCUUUUGGAUUUUUAAGCAGGGAGGAAUCUUGACUUGCAAGUCAAGGGGUGAAGGACUCAGUCUACUGUGUGCAUUCUUUCCAUCAAUGCGUGGAAAACUCGGCAUAUCCGGCUAGAUCACGCCAUGGAUUAGCCAAUGGAGAAGAACAAGGACUUGAUCUCCAAAUACCAUGUUUCUGGUUCUCUUACACCCACUUGCCAUUUGCAAGGGGAUGUCAAGUGGAUGAGAAUUUGAAUGGUUGUUGGUUCUUAGAUAGAUAUACAGGCACAUGGAAGUGUAAAAGACUAAUAUAAACAUGUCCUUGUCAUAUUGUUGUGUUCUUCUGCUGAUUUUGUUGUCUUUAAA
Molecule: messenger RNA, 698 nt
Organism: Musa acuminata AAA Group (dessert banana)
Lineage: Eukaryota; Viridiplantae; Streptophyta; Magnoliopsida; Zingiberales; Musaceae
Product: protein MHF2 homolog
Exons: 6
Coding region: 69-368 (99 amino acids)
Biological process (GO): kinetochore assembly; replication fork processing; resolution of meiotic recombination intermediates
Cellular component (GO): FANCM-MHF complex
Source: RefSeq, a predicted model, not a curated record